Molecule: messenger RNA, 562 nt
Organism: Limulus polyphemus (Atlantic horseshoe crab)
Lineage: Eukaryota; Metazoa; Arthropoda; Merostomata; Xiphosura; Limulidae
Exons: 2
Coding region: 39-374 (111 amino acids)
Source: RefSeq, a predicted model, not a curated record
CUAACAUCAAGAAACUUUUCCAGCAAUAUGUGAAAGGUAUGUCUGAAUACUGGAACAGUAUGACAGAAGAAGAUAAAGAGGUUUUUUACAAACAAUCAGAAGCAGACAAGGAACGUUACUUCAACGAGAUGAAUGAUUGGGAAGCUCGAAUGAGGCGAGAAGGUCAUGAAGAUAUCAUUGAAGAGUUACACAAUAUCAGAAAAAAAUCACAUGUAUUGAGGAAAACAGGGUCAAAACAAGGAGAAAGCAAAAAGAAUGUACAACUCGAGGAAAAAUCAGGAAAAUCUGCUGGUAAAACAGCUUCAUCAGACUAUGCUAGUGACAUUUUUACAGAUGGUGAAAACAUUGGAGGAAAAAAUAUGUCAAAAAACUGAAUGGAAUAGCAGAGGACAUUUCAUUACUGAGUCAUCUAUGGCAAGAUUUAGUUUUGAAAGAUUGGAAAGUUCCCUUUGCUGAAUCCUAGUAGUGUGUUACAGAAACUAUUACUGAAAUUUUGUUUGUAAUGUAAAAAGGUUUGUCAGAAAUAACAGAAAGAUUAAAUUGACAGCAUUUUGAAUUUGAA